CGACCGACCGAUCGAUCAAUCGAAUCAAUUUGUCAGACGAUCAGUUAAUCAGUCGAUUAAUCGAUUGGUUGUUCGAUUGGCUGGUUGUCGAAUUUGUACGGCAACUGAUUAUUUCAAUAAAUUGAAUUUCAUAUGCUAUUUCACGUGGUUCCUCGCGUUAUCGUCGAUAUUAAUUGGUGCAAUCUUCUAAUCAAUCCGUUUAUUUUCCUAAUCCUCGGUCCUAUAGUUUGCAAGGUGUGCAUAUACAAGGAGAGCGACGCGUGGGCCCUUCUGGCACUGAAGUCGGCACCGGCCAGCCCGACGAAGAUGCAGUGGAACCCGGAAGCAAAAGGUGCACCGAUUGCACGGUUAGAGGGUCGCGAGUUUGAAUACAUGGUUAGACAGCAUAGUAUCACUAUCGGACGUAACAGCAGCAAGGGUGAGGUCGACGUCAACAUGGGCCACUCCAGCUUUAUCUCACGACGACACCUUGAAAUCUACUAUGAUCACCCGUAUUUUUUUAUGGUUUGCAAUGGUAAAAAUGGUGUUUUUGUUGAUGGAAUUUUCCAACGAAAGAGUGCGGCUGAGUUCCGAUUACCAAAGACAUGUACAUUGAGAUUUCCAAGUACAAAUAUAAGACUUGUAUUUCAAUCAUUAGUAGAUGAACAAGAAGAAAGUAAUGUAUGUGUACGCUCUCCUCCAAAACAUAGAGCACCAUUACCACCUUUACGUAUUAAUAUUCCGGAUGCAGGCUAUAGUAGCCCAUUCCCUUCUCCUACUGGAACAAUCAGUGCUGCAAAUUCAUGUCCUGCAAGUCCACGUGCAGGACAAGGAAGGAGAAACAUAUCAGCAGAUCUACAGAUGGUGGCUGUGUAUGCAGCUGCUGUUGCAAAUGACUCACAAAAUUCUAAUAUGGAGAGACACGAAGGUGGACAAAGUUCUAAUAGACAAAUAAGUCCCGGUACAACAGCGAAUUGUAGUCCUCCAAAAGAUGAUUCUAAACCUCCAUACUCAUACGCGCAGUUAAUCGUUCAGGCAAUAGCAUCUGCUGCAGAUAAACAGCUUACGUUAUCUGGCAUUUAUUCUUACAUUACCAAGAAUUACCCAUAUUAUAGAACUGCAGAUAAGGGAUGGCAAAAUUCAAUAAGGCAUAAUCUUUCUUUGAAUCGUUAUUUUAUCAAAGUACCAAGGAGCCAAGAAGAACCAGGUAAAGGAUCUUUCUGGCGAAUAGAUCCUCAAUCGGAAGCAAAACUUAUAGAACAAGCAUUUAGACAAAGAAGACAACGUGGAGUUCCAUGUUUUCGAGCUCCUUUUGGACUUUCAUCCAGAAGUGCGCCUGCUUCUCCGUCUCACGUUGGAAUUAGCGGUUUGAUGACACCAGAAUGUCUUAGCAGGGAAGUUUCGCCAGGACCAGAAUCGUAUCCAGAUAGCACUGUAUCUUCUCCGGCUGGUCAGUUGACUAGUCAGUCCGCACCAGGAUCACCUGGUCAUCCUUAUGCAUCCUCGAGUCAAUCAUCUCACAAAGGUCGCCUAAUGCAACAGAUUACUGUUGUCACGAACGGUGUUAGUGGUGAUACAACCAGAGAAGAUAAGUACGUCGUAUCUGGAAAUACUACAGAAGAGCAUUCUCUUUCCCCAGCUGGUCAAUAUAGUCCAGCUCCUGUUAUUGUACAGACCACGUAUAAUUAUAGUGGAAGCUUUAUUGGUCCCGACGCAGGCGUCGGAGUUGCGAAGCGUUCACACGAGGAAUCGGAUAGUUCUCCCGGAUCACCAGCACCGCUCGCCAUUGUCGAAAGUCCUGAACCACCUGAACACCAACCUCCAUCGACGAAACGUCAACGUGUUCAUGAUAUGGACGACCACUGAACCAUUGUUGUCCUAGACUAUCGUUACGUAGGACAUUUUUUGUUACAUCGCGCUACUCGCUCAUUGUCAAAUAUAUCUGCACGCGCGUGUACCUCACACUUGUUCGUGUGUGCGUCCGUAAACACGUGCACGCUUAAUGUUCAGAAUUUCGAAUCGAUGCCCAUAUCCAUACCACGUUUAAAUCUCUCCAUACAUUUUCAUCUUUGAUGCGCGCGCGCUGACAAAUACGUACAUGUACACACUCAGUUCUGUACUGUUUUUCAUUUAACCACAUAGUGGUUACUUUAUUUUCUGCGUAUGAUAAAUACUCGAUACAGUUUACUGUUUUACGCAACAAGUGGAAUAUUCGUAAGAAAAGCGAGAGCAGACAAAGUUAUUCCCUCAUCUCACAUUCUGAAAACUAGUUUUGAUGUUAUAUCUUUUCUUUUCUCCAACUUUUGAACUUGAAUCAACUGCUGACGUAGUACCAGGGUUAUUCAGUCGUCAUGAUCAUCAGUAUGCACGUACACGUGUUUCGUUGAGUAAAUUUUUUAUGUUUUUCUUUGAUGACAUACAGGUACAAGGAGGCGACGGGAGCUUUGAUGUAUUUAUAAGAGGGAAUAAAUAUUUGUAACACUCGUGGAAGAGUAUUAUAUAUAAGAAACAUCUUGGAUGAAGUUAUAUCGUAGUAUAUUCGAAAGAUGUUGAAUCUCAAUAGAAGGAAAUAUUAUGUUAAAACAGCUCACGUUGUUCGCCUUAGUGCUUUGCAAAAGAAAAGGUCACCUGUUCUAGGACGAUGCCAAUACUGGUAAAUGAACUUGAAGAAAUUUGUUGAAAAUUAUACAUAUUUUCAAUCGUAAAUAAGCUCAUAUGAGUUUGAAUUAUAAAGUUUUCACCUCAUGAACUACGUUGAUCUGGUGCACGUUGUUUUUGUUUAAUGUCCAAUUACAAUUGGGUAAAAAAGAGGAAUAUUCACUGGUUCUUUCCGAUUCUUCGAUCUCGUCGAUUGAUUGUUCACGUUGUAUGAAUCGAUCAAUGAAAUUGAUUAUGACGCAAUUCGCGUUCAGUGAAAAUGCUCGCGAAUCGUAGAGACAAACUUUAGAUUGUAGUUCUGCGUAUGAUUUUACAAAGUUUCUAUUUAAAAGGAAAGAAAUGAAAGAACGAAGAGAAAAGAAAAAGAACAAGCAAUAAUCUUAUGCUGAAUACGUCGAUCGAAAUUUCUUUCCGACGUGCCUGUUUAUCUAACGAAGAUAUUAACAUACUAUAAUCAUACAGGAAGAGGUGAUAGUAUUUUUGUUGCCACUUGUAAAUAAACUCUUAAACGAA
Messenger RNA from Bombus terrestris (buff-tailed bumblebee), 3150 nucleotides. RefSeq names its product forkhead box protein K1 (gene FoxK). The record is from RefSeq and is a predicted model, not a curated record. NCBI's taxonomy places the organism in Eukaryota, Metazoa, Arthropoda, Insecta, Hymenoptera, Apidae. Bases 133 to 1845 code for a protein of 570 amino acids. Gene Ontology annotation, biological process: regulation of transcription by RNA polymerase II. The transcript has 6 exons. Gene Ontology annotation, molecular function: DNA-binding transcription factor activity, RNA polymerase II-specific; RNA polymerase II cis-regulatory region sequence-specific DNA binding; protein binding.